Molecule: messenger RNA, 966 nt
Organism: Recurvomyces mirabilis
Lineage: Eukaryota; Fungi; Ascomycota; Dothideomycetes; Mycosphaerellales; Teratosphaeriaceae
Exons: 2
Coding region: 1-966 (321 amino acids)
Molecular function (GO): glycosyltransferase activity
Source: RefSeq, a predicted model, not a curated record
AUGCCUAUGUACAAUGAGCAUAAUCUGUGCAAUGCCGUUAUGGUCUUCGAGGCUCUGCAUCGACAUGGUUCGAAGGCACAACGGGUCCUGCUACAUAAUCCACAGUGGGCUAGUGUGGCUCAGGGUGGCGAUGACAGGAGUGCGCAGCUCUUAAGCAUGGCUCAGAAGAAGUACGGCGUCACGUUGAAGCCUGUUCGACUUCUGGAUGAACGUGGCGAGACCACUUCUGGAGCCAUCAGUGGCGGUGGGAGUACGUGGGACACUUCGAUCACUAAGUUACGUGCUUUCGAGUUGACCGGGUACGACCGAGUGCUGCACCUGGACAGUGAUAUAUCACUCUUCGACAAUCUGGACGAGUUGUUCCUUCUCCCAAGCACGCCGGUGGCAAUGCCGCGGGCAUAUUGGAGCGAUGCUCCAGCUGGAUCUUGGCCAUUGACCUCCCUCAUGGUACUACUGGAGCCAAAUCCAGCAGAGCUAAGAGGCAUGUUGGCGACGCUAAGAUCAUGGUGGAUUGAAUCCGAACAGACUAGAUCUGGGCUGCGACAGUACGAUAUGGAACUGCUCAACCACCGCUUCGGAGCCUCCGCCAUGGUACUGCCACAUCGCGACUACGCUCUACUCAGCGCGGAGUUCAGACGAAAGCAUCACGAAGCCUAUUUGGGAACGAUCAACUCUCCGCCUGAGCUGAAACACGAAUGGAAUGCAGACCAAGUGCUGAAGGAAGCAAAAUUGGUGCACUUCUCCGACUGGCCUCUUCCCAAACCCUGGAUAAUGUGGCCAUAUGAGGGUUUAGCUGAGGUACAACCAAAUUGCACAGCGCUGCAUGAGAGAUUGCAAUGUAGGGAGAGGGAGGUGUGGAAAGGACUCUACGACGACUUCCGCAGGAGACGAAAAGACAUAUGCAGGUUGUUGAGCGUGGCUGCUCCAGAUUGGAAAAGACAGAAGGCUGCUGUCGGGGCUGCUUGA